Messenger RNA from Boeremia exigua, 2634 nucleotides. RefSeq lists its product as uncharacterized. The transcript has 2 exons. Lineage: Eukaryota; Fungi; Ascomycota; Dothideomycetes; Pleosporales; Didymellaceae. The annotation marks the transcript as partial. The record is from RefSeq and is a predicted model, not a curated record.
CCCGCCGUGGUGCGGACGGCGCAGGAGACGAUUGGAAUCAGCGUCAGCGGCGGCGCGACUGCCGAGCUGCCCACCUCACCCGCCCGCACGCCCAGCGACGCCUCGCCCGCGCGCUUCCUCACCAAGCGCAAGUCGAGCAAGAGCAUCGCCCUCGCCUCCACCACCAACAUCACCGUCGCCUCGGACGGCUCCGUCGAGGAGGCAAAGCCCGAAGCCGAGCCCACGCCAGAGCCAGCACCCACGCCAGCGCCAGCACCGGCCGCCGACGCCCCGCUGCCGCCCGAGCCCCCGAAGCCCGACGUAGCGAACACCUGGGGCUGGACGAGCUGGUGGUCGCGGCCCGACGGCUACACCGAGGCCGCCAAGGCAAAGAGCGCGGGACAGGCCAGCGUGCAGGACGCCUCGAGCACCCCGCUGCCGGGGACCACGCCGUCCGAGGAGCCGGACGCGGCCGCCAAGGGGCUGGACAGCGCCCUGGAGACGGACGCCGAUAAGGACAAGAAGGAUCAGGAGGGUCAGGAGGGCCAGGAGGGUCAGGAUAAGGCCCAGAACAAGGUCGACAGCCCUGCAGUACGCCCAGAGAACCCCGACACGAAAGACACAAGCAAGCCGACCGCGCGGAACUCAAGCGGCUCCUGGUUCUGGCUGUGGAGCAACGCGCAGAACGUCCAGGCCAACUCGCCUCCGCCGCAGCAGCCCGCCAGCGAGUUCUUCACCCCGAACACAUAUUCAGAUCAGGCGACCGAGCUGGCGCAAGAUAUAGUACCGAAAGAUGUAGUACCAAAAGACACAGCACCGAAAGAUACAGCACCACAAGGCGUGACAGAAACACCGCAAGACGUACCACAGCCUCCCGCAGAGACAUCCACCGACCAGCCGCCUCCCCAAACUCCAGCAAAGACCCCCGCGAAAGCCUCGGGCUGGGCCUUUUGGUAUCGCGACCCUGCCAGCGCCCAGCAUGCCGAGGGCGAGGCGCAGAAGCACGUCGGCGAGGUGGCCGUCUUCGACACGCCCUCGCAGUCUCAUCCCGAGGCAGCGCAGUUCAACGAGCAGGAGCAGCCCAAGGCAGACGCCCCAGAGCCGAAGCCGAAGCCGAAGCCGAAAGCGAACGAGUCCCUGGUCAAGAAGUCGCUGGGCUCCCUGCGGGGACGCACGAGAAAGGCGGCCACGAAAGACCUUGCUAGCGAGCCAGCAGACACAGCGAGUGCACCAGCGACGCCCACCCGCUCCUCCCCCGAACGCGAGCCUACCCUCCCGCCCGCUGCUACACCCGCUCCCGCCGCCAAGAAACAGGACCCGCCAAACCUCAUCCUCCCCGACUUCGCCUCCACCUACCGCCUCGCCCAGCAGCCGAGCCUCUGGAAACAAGUACGCCGGUACUUCCUAGCCAGCGAGCCCGCCUCCGCGCACCUCUCCCUCAACCCCACCCCGCCGCGUAUCCGCAAGGCCGUCGCCAUCGGCGUCCACGGCUUCUUUCCCGCCCCGAUCUUCCAGCGCAUCAUGGGCCAGCCGACCGGCACGUCUAUCCGCUUCGCCAACGCCGCCGCCGCCGCCAUCAAAGACUGGUCCGAGGCGCGCGGCUACUGCCCCGAGAUCGAGCAGGUCGCGCUCGAGGGCGAGGGCUUUGUAGCCGAGCGCGUCAACACCCUGUGGAAGCUGCUGCUGAACUGGAUCGACCACCUCAAGGCCGCCGACUUCAUCCUCGUCGCCUGCCACUCGCAGGGCGUGCCCGUGGCGACGAUGCUGGUCGCCAAGCUGAUUCAGUUCGGCUGCGUCGGCGGCGCGCGCAUCGGCGUGUGCGCCAUGGCCGGCGUCAACAUGGGCCCCUUCAUCGAGUACAAGACAAAGUACUUCGGCCCCACCGCCGCCGAGCUGUUCGAGUUCUCCAACCCCGACAGCCUCGUCAGCCAGAUGUACCUCGCCGCCCUGAACGAGGUGCUGCGCGCCGGCGUCCACGUGCUGUACGUCGGCAGCAUCGACGACCAGCUGGUGUCGCUGGAGUCCUCCACCUUCACCCCCCUCACCCACCCCCACAUCCACCGCGCCGUCUUCAUCGACACCCGCCUCCACGCGCCCUCCUUCCUCACCCACCUCGUCAGCCUGGCCCUCACCCUGCGCAACCGCGGCCUGCCCGACCACAACCUGCUGCGCGAACUCUCGCCCGCGCUGGCAGGUAGCUUGUACGCCGGCGACGGCCACUCGCGCGUCUACGAGGACCCCGCGGUGUACAUGCUCGCGGUGAGAUGCGCGCUGGAGACGACUAGCUUGCCUGCUGCACCGGCGCAGCGGCCAGGGAGCAGCGGCAGUUUCGCGGGCAUCAGUGUGCCCGUCGUCGGCGCCCCCUCGUCCCCAACUCCAACAAAGCCCCCGUCCAAGUCCCCCCCCUCGUCCUCGUCUCUCGCGCUCGACCCCCACUCCCUCCGCAUCUCCUCCUACCCGCCUCCCCCGCCCGCGACACCAAACCCCUUCUUCCUCCCCUGGGCGAUGCGCGGACUCCUCGCCGAGGCAUCGGGCGCUGCGGAUCUCGAGUCUGAAGUGGCGGAGCUGCUGGGCGCUUUCGAAGAGUGGAGACCCGUGGGGAAGGGACUCAAGGAGGUGAAGUGGCGGCUGGAGGGGGUGAGAAGUCGGCUGUGA